Molecule: messenger RNA, 1587 nt
Organism: Drosophila kikkawai
Lineage: Eukaryota; Metazoa; Arthropoda; Insecta; Diptera; Drosophilidae
Source: RefSeq, a predicted model, not a curated record
AUGGCCUCCAGAUGGGGCAUCGGCCCCAAGCCUCCGUCCUCGCGCCACUCAGCGUGGCCGGAAUCCGCAGGCGAAUCCCGUCCGCGGAGCAGGUGGACAUCCCGCCGGACCACCGCUUCGGCCCAAUACGGGUGGACACCACCCCGCCACGACCACGGCCAACCGAAGCCGCCCGCGCGCCUGCCGACCAGGGCAAGCAGCCAGACGCGGACCAGGGGCCGCCGCCGUUGGUCCCGCUACAGCCACCACGGGCAGCGCCACAGACAACCGGCCCGUCGACGCGUCCACACGCUGGCCAGUUGCCUACGACGCCCACCGGCAACAAGGGGCAGUCGCCACGGGCAGUGCUCCAAGCAGCCGCCCCGUCAACGCGCCCGCACACCGGCCGGGCCGCCACAACAGCCUCAUCGCCACGGGCAGUGCUCCAAGCAGCCGCCCCGUCAACGCGCCCGCACACCGGCCGGGCCGCCACAACAGCCUCAUCACCACGGGCGACGCCGCGAGUUGCCCUCACCGCGACACGCGCCACGCACCGGCCCGACCUCUACAGCGCCUGGGACACAUACCGUCCAGGCCAUAGCCCCGCUGGUCCCGUCACGGGCUGUAGCGGCGCCAGAUCCAGACGCCGAGGUGGAAGCGGCGCUACGAGAGUGCCUAGGCGACCUUCCACCCGGCGUGCUGGAGGAGAUGGCCCAGGGAGCAGAGGGAUUGGAUCUGGAGGACCUCUUCGGAGAGUCUCCCGACGAGGACGGGGUAGAGCUCCCGAUGCGCCCCGUCUCCAACCCAUCCGCCAACGAGCCAAGGACCCCGUCACCGCAGUUCCUGCCGGAGUAUGAAGAGAUCUCCAGCGACGAGGGAGUAGAGCCCGAGAUCAUCCAGAUCUCGGACUCCGACGACGCCGAGCCAGACUUCAGGCCGCCGGGCACCCCGCCGCCGGCAUACGAGGAUAUCUUCGGGCCGGGCCCGUAUGCCACCAGCUGCCCAAUACCCACUUGUGCGGCCUCGACGCCCAGCCAGUCCCCGCCGACCACGUCGCGCGGGUACCACGCCGCCGCCGCUCCUCGCCGGACAGAUGGCCCCACGACAAGCCGACUCGUCGAUCUGACGACCAGCGAGGACUCCGCUAACGACGACUCCGCCAACGGGAGACCCGCCGUGUACGCCGCGGCAGUGGCCCGACGCCGAGCCGAGGAGCUGAGUGACGAGCUGGGCUCGUCUUCCGCCGGGCCAGUACAGCCAACAGACGCAGAGCCACGUUCAGCCAGGGAUCGGCCACCCACGCCGGCACCAGCGCGCCGAGGCCGCCGACGAAGCGCGCCCUGGGCAGAUAGUCCCAGCGGGUCCUCGUCCGAGGAGGAGCUACCACCCGAGCGCCAGGGUCACGCCCGCUGGCUACCGGUUCCUGACGGCUGGAGCACGCCCAACGGCACGCUACCCGCCGCGCUCAUCCGGAGGAUCCAGCAGAGACUCCUGAUCGCCAGACGGAGGGCCCGGCGCUACCUAGAGGAGGAGCAGGGCCAACGCUUCCGGGUGCAAUUGAAUCGAGACGACCACGUACGGGUCUUCCUGUACCCCACCCGGAAGUGA